Molecule: messenger RNA, 1273 nt
Organism: Spirodela intermedia
Lineage: Eukaryota; Viridiplantae; Streptophyta; Magnoliopsida; Alismatales; Araceae
Source: the annotation of a GenBank genome assembly
AUGGGUCUCCUCUCCAACAGGUUGGUGAUCGCUGAUUAGUCGUUCAAUUCUGGGGAUGAACGACUGAAGGUUGGUGGAGAUCCCUUGUGAUGCAGGAUCGGGAGGGAGAGCUUGAAGCCGGGGGAUCACGUCUACUCCUGGAGGACGGCCUACAUCUACGCCCACCACGGUCUGCCGCCUUCUUCCUCCUCCUCCUAACUUUUACUGCGUCUUUCUCUUCGUCGGCUCCUCCAUUCCCUGCUUCCCUCUGGGAGAGAUCACCGGCGAAGGACGAUAUCCUCGUGGUCUUCUUCCACCGCGGCGUGAUCUGCGGCUGGUGACGACUGAUCCCUAGUAUUUUUGAUCUUCUCGGACGGCGAGAGACCCCUCUGUUGAUGAUCUUCGCGUUGAUCCCCAACACGAAUUAGGGUUCCUCCUCCGCCGCUCCUCCCAACCUGGGCCUUGGUCGUCUAGGGUCUUUUCCCGGGCAGAUGAUCGUCUCUCUUUCGACGAAGAAGCGAUGCUUCUGUUUUUAUCUUUUGCAGGUAUCUUCGUGGGGGAGAAUAAGGUCAUCCAUUUCACCAGGGCCCGAGGGGAAGAGGUGGGAACCGGCACCGUUAUAGACGUCCUGCUCACGAGCUCCGGCCCCGCCCGUCCGUCGGCGGCGUGCUCCUCCUGCUCCCACCAGAGAGAAGAGCUCGGCGGCGGCGUCGUCUCCUCCUGCCUCGACUGCUUCCUCGCCGGCGGAGUCCUCUACCGCUUCGAGUACGGCGUCAGCCCCGCCCUCUUCCUCGCCAAGGCCCGCGGUGGCACCUGCACACUCGCCGCCGCCGACCCCGCCGCCGUCGUCACCCACCGGGCGACCCACCUGCUCACCAACGGCGGCUUCAGGUGCUACAGCGUCUUCAAGAGCAACUGCGAGGACUUCGCCAUCUACUGCAAGACCGGCCUGCUCGUGGUGGAGCAAGGAAUGGUAGGGCAGAGCGGGCAGGCGAUAUCGCUGAUCGGCGGCCCAGCGGCGGCGGCCUUCUCCACCCCGAUCCGCCUCCUCUCCACCAACAUCUACGGCAUGGCGGCCACGGCCGUCGGCGUGUACUGCGCCAGCCGCUACUUCGCGGACAUCGGCAACCGGAGGGACGUGGUGAAGGUGGCGGUGGAGGACUUGACCUCCCAGCUGGCGACGGCGAGAGUCCAGCUCGUCGACAUGAACGGAGCUCCAUUCUCUCCGUCUCCAUCCCGUGGAGAAUCCGCCGCCGCCGCCGGCGAUCGGAAGAGAUCCUCCACCCGUGGAUAG